AUGGGCCCCUGUACCGCCUCCUCAUGCUGCUGCCAGGCCCCUAAUCUGCCAUGGGCCCCUGUACCGCCUCCUCAUGCUGCUGCCAGGCCCCUAAUCUGCCAUGGGCCCCUGUACCGCCUCCUCAUGCUGCUGCCAGGUCCAGAGUGUCUCAUGGGUCCCUGUACGGCCUCCCAUUGCUGCUGUCUCCAUCGCCACACUCUGCCAUGUGCCACUUUCAGGUCUCCUCACACACUGCUGGUGUGUUCCAUUUUUUGUCAUAGGGUGCUGGCAGAUUACGGGCCUCCCAUAGCUGCUGCCAGGCCCCUAAUCUGCCAUGGGCCCCUGUACCGCCUCCUCAUGCUGCUGCCAGGUCCAGAGUCUCUCAUGGGUCCCUGUACGGCCUCCCCAUGCUGCUGUCUCCAUCGCCACACUCUGCCAUGUGCCACUUUCAGGUCUCCUCACACACUGCUGGUGUGUUCCAUUUUUUGUCAUAGGGUGCUG
Molecule: messenger RNA, 480 nt
Organism: Staurois parvus
Lineage: Eukaryota; Metazoa; Chordata; Amphibia; Anura; Ranidae
Source: the annotation of a GenBank genome assembly